AUGUAUAUUCCGAGGAGAACGACAACUUACAAUGCGGAUGCAGCAGAGUCUAGUUCGUCGACUGGACACACACGGAUCCGCACCCCAAGCAUACGCCGUCAGCUCUCUUCCUGCUUGACGGAAGCAUCAGUUCGCGACGACGUGUACUCCUCUGCCUUGACCGAGUCGUCCUCUGCAUUGACCGAGUCGUCUACUUCCUUGAGCGAGUCGUCUUCUUCCUUUAGAAAGGCGCCUCUCGACGAGGAGUUGACGCAGACAGUGGAGUCGCCAACUGGCAUAGGCUUGAGAUCCUCCGCAGGCAUCGCUAGUAGGCCUGCCGGGAGCGGUUCGACCUUCAUCUUUGCGUCGACAAGGUCUGCCUUCAUCGUCCCGUCGACCACCUCCGCCUUCAUCCCCGCGUCGACCGAGUCCGCCUUCGCUCGCAGGAUCUCGAUCUCCGCCUCCAAGCUGCGCGUAUCCACCAACGCGAACGCAGAGGUAUCCGACCGGCCGGCCUUCGAGUCCUCCACGCACGUCUUGAGGUCGGAGAAGGCCUUGAUCUUGGCGGGCAUCUGGGCAAGGUGUAAGUCGGCGAUGAUGGGAGAUGCACGCGACAUAGUGAUCGGAAGAGCAUUCGUGAACUAG
This is a messenger RNA of Schizophyllum commune H4-8, 624 nucleotides long. RefSeq lists its product as uncharacterized. The transcript is spliced from 2 exons. The record is from RefSeq and is a predicted model, not a curated record. Bases 1 to 624 code for a protein of 207 amino acids. Lineage: Eukaryota; Fungi; Basidiomycota; Agaricomycetes; Agaricales; Schizophyllaceae.